Messenger RNA from Amphiprion ocellaris (clown anemonefish), 2448 nucleotides. Its product is annotated as putative gustatory receptor clone PTE03. The transcript has a single exon. Lineage: Eukaryota; Metazoa; Chordata; Actinopteri; Pomacentridae. Gene Ontology annotation, biological process: G protein-coupled receptor signaling pathway. The coding region runs from base 1300 to 2232 and encodes 310 amino acids. Gene Ontology annotation, molecular function: G protein-coupled receptor activity; olfactory receptor activity. The record is from RefSeq and is a predicted model, not a curated record. Gene Ontology annotation, cellular component: membrane.
GCUGCUGAUGUUACCUGUGAUGUGCUGCUGUCUCUCUUACAGGAUUUCUGCUGCUUUGCUGCUUUAUUUUCCUUGUCUCGUUGUCGCUGUUCCAUUUAAACUAAUUUAAUCAAAGCACAAAUGAGGUUUGAGUCGAAGCCGCUGCUGUUGAAUCACUGAAGUGUCUUAUUUGUGGCUCUGACUGGUUCACAUUGAUGAUUUAUCUCAUGUUGGUUUAAAUCUCUGAGCUGAAAUUCAGGGUUUAACGUGUGAUAAUGGAUUUUAUUUCUGAUGUUUAUUGUGCAGGAAGUCUUUCUGCUGUUUUUCUGAAGCUUCAGUGACGCGACUGCAUCGUGUUUUUCCACUUUAUUUACAGCUACAGUUUGAUUCUGCAGGUUUCUGAUGUAAAAUCCACAACUUUUUGAACAUGUUAAGUAUGCUCGUGUUUGUUUGUUUUGAGUUCUGGUGAAUCUCUUGACAGUUGCAGCUUCAUCGUGGGUGUGAUCCUGUGCACACAUUUGCUGCUUUUCUCUGUUUUUCCUCCUCUGAGAACGACUGAAUUCCUAAUUUGCCAACAAAACAUUUUCCCACUGAGAAAUGUGCACAGAAUAAGUCCGUAAAGGGUUUAACAUCCAAGUUAUUGUCCCUCAUGUACAUUAAUAUUCAGGUUAUGUACGUUAAUAUCUAGAUUAUCGUCUCCUUUGUGCAUUAAUAUCCUGGGUAUUGACACAUUAACAUCCAGGUUCUUCAUGCUUUUGUGUAUUAUUAUCCAUGGUAUCAACACUUUUUUUGCCUUAAUAUCCAGGUUGUUGGCCUUUUCAUGUGUUAGUAUCCAGAUUAAUGUCACUUUUCUGUGAUAGUAUCCAGAUUCUUGACUCUUAAACAUGUAAAAUCUGUUUUUUGUUUUUUUUAAAAAUUUGAGCUAAUUUCACACUAACGACUGAAUGAUGAUGACAGUUUGUCCUGAAGAUGCUAAAAUUUGAUUUUUGUUUGUUCUUGAAGGCAUUUUUUGAAACAAACACCAUCAGAAAACAUGAUUAAGUCAGAUUAUGUUGCGUCUCUGCACAGACAGGCAGAUGACCGAUGGUGACUCUUUGGUUCACUUGCAGCUGAAAUUACUUUUAUUUUACAUGUAAGAGCUUUGUAAGUGUUUUCAGAGGAAGUUGUUCCAAAGUUUUAGGUGUAAAACCUUCAGACAGCCUCUGAGGAUCUGCUACCUUUUGUCUUUUCCACCUUGUUACCAACUGAAGAACAGUUCAGAGUCUUAACUGAAGAUGUUGCUGCCGUGAUGAAGUGUUUCCCUGCAGCUCUUUGACCACCAUGACGGAGAACAACACUGAUAUCGUGUUUAUACUUCAGGGUCUGAAUGGUUCUCUGACCGACCGUCAGCUCUACUUCGCCUUCGCUCUGAUGUCGUACAGCUUCACAGUCUUUGUGAACCUGACGCUCAUCGUCACCGUCUGCCUCGAUAAAACGCUCCACGAACCCAUCUACAUCUUCUUGUGCAACCUGUGUUUUAACGGCAUCUGUGGCGCUUCCUGUUUCUACCCAAAGCUGCUUUACGACCUCCUGGCCGACUCCCACGUCAUCACCUACAUCGGCUGCCUGACCCAGAUGGUCGCCACCUACAGCUACAUCUUCUGCGAGUUCACCAGCCUGACCGUCAUGGCGUACGACCGCUAUGUGGCCAUCUGCCGGCCGCUGCAGUACCGAGCGCUGAUGACGGUGCAGAAGGUGGCUCAGCUGCUGUUCCUCACCUGGUGCUUCUCCAUGUUGGAGGCCUUCGUGGGCAUCAGCCUGACCUCCAGGUUGCCGCUCUGUGGACGCCACCUCCCCAAGAUCUUCUGCACCAACUGGGACGUGGUGAGGCUGUCGUGCUCUGACACGACGGUCAACAACAUCUACGGCUUGGUGUUGACGUUCUCUCACCUGCUGCAGAUGGUGCUCAUCCUGAUUUCUUACGCCCACCUGGUCCGAGCCUCCAUCAGAUCUCUGUCCGACCGCCGGAAGUUCGUCCAGACAUGUUUGCCGCAUCUCGUCACGCUGCUCAUCUUCACCACCUCACUCUUGUUCGACAUGAUGUACUCUCGGUACGGCGGCAGCAACACGAUGGCAGUUCUGAAGAACGCUCUGGCUGCAGAGUUCCUGGUGGUUCCUCCUCUGAUCAACCCCGUCAUCUACGGCAUGAACCUGCACCAGAUCAGGUCCAGGAUCCUCCACAUGUUCACCCACAGACCAGAGAUCCCAAAGUGACACCAGAAAAACUACAGAUAUCAUCAAGAACUUUCAUUAGAACACUGAUUCUCAAGAUUCACAAUUUAAAACUGUUUUAGUUAACGUUGGAGGCUGAAGUUACUCACAGAUCUGUUAAAAAACCAAUAAUGACAACACACCUGCUUUCUAAAAUGCUGCUCAUUCUUUGUUUCAGAUGAAGAAAAAAUAAAAUGUUGGAAACUUGGUAUUAUAAAA